Closterium sp. NIES-65 is the source of this 201-nucleotide messenger RNA. NCBI's taxonomy places the organism in Eukaryota, Viridiplantae, Streptophyta, Zygnematophyceae, Desmidiales, Closteriaceae. The record is from the annotation of a GenBank genome assembly.
AUGGCGUUGAGCAGGAUGGAGGUACCGGCCCUGCGCGCGUGUCUGAGGUGUCGCACGCUCAUCAUUCACCACGAGGGCUGCAAGUACGUCACAUGCCAGUGCGGCGCCACCUUCUGCUUCGCUUGCUUGCAGCCGUGGGAUGAGUGCAACACUGACCAUAGCGGGCCCUGCGCUGCGCCAGUUGCACCCCGCCAGGGUUAA